CGAAACCCUACUACCCGAACUUACACAACUUGAGUUCUGCCUUCUCCAGCUUGGCCGCAACUUGCUCCAACGGCCGCUAGAGAGAGAGAGCUCACGCGCGCAUGAGAGAGAGAAAGACUGAAAGCUUGCAAGAGAGUGAGAAAGAGAAAGAGAGAGAACAUUAUCAUCGAGCAGGAGAAUCAGAGAAUUUACAUCGUUUUUCGCCGGAUCGAGAGAGAGAGAGAUCGGAGAAUCGCCGCUGAUUCCGUUGGUGGGAGAGUUUUCCACGGAAUCGACAGUAAGAGACCGGAGAAUCGCCAUUGAUUUCGUCGGUAGAAGAGAGAGAUCAAUGUGCGUUUUCGUUUCUCGGGCAUAGGAUCGGAGCUGGAAAUUGGGGAUUUUGUGAUAAUUUCUUUAUUUUCAUUUUUUAUAAUUAUAAUUUUUUGUGAUAAUGAUGUGUAAUUUCUAAAAAUUUAAAUUUUAUUUUUUAAUUAUUUGUUAUUUGCCACGUCACACAUUUAACACUGUCAGAGUUGACCGUCACGUCAGUCACAGUUAACGGAGGUUAACGGAGAGUGACCGAGGUUGAACUGUUCAACUAAUUCGAGUGACUAUAAAUGGAAUAAAUUAAUUUGAGUGACAAACGUGAAAUUUUAUAGCAAUUCGAGUGACCAAACUUGCAAUUAAGCCAUUACUAAUGCAUCAAGAAUUUGGGCUUCGAUUUUGCAAACAGUCGAAUUAAGGUUAUUUUUUAAUUAUUAUGAUAAUGAGGUGGAAUUUUUAAUAGAUUAAAUUUUAUUAUUUAUUUAUUUUUUAAUUGUCACGUCACCUAUUUAAUCUAACGGAGACUAACGACCAGUGAUCAAACUUGGACUGUUAAUCUAAUUUAAGUGACUACGAAUGGAUCGGAAUAAAGUAAUUCUAAUCGUUAACGUGAAUUUUCCUCGUAAUUUAAGUGACCAAACUUGUAAUUUCGCCAAGAAUCAUGUUAUUGAUUGAACAGGCCUAACCCACUCCAAGGUGUGAAAGUGGAAAGACGUCUAGAAAUUUCUGCAAUGGGCGAUUGGACUUCAUAUGUGCCAACUGCCAAGUGAGGAAGUCUUAUUCUGCUUUCUUGGCUUCUUUAGUGAAACCAUUCACGGCUCACCUGCCACUAUCGUCUAUCAGCACAAUGGGAGCUCAAAAUUAGCUAAAUUAAUUUUUGUCAAUGAAACAGGAACUUGAGACAGAGUCAAGUUACUCCAAUUGACAAAAAGACUAUUUAAUUUAUGCUUACCUAAUUAUGGACUAGUAAAUGGCGAUAUUAUUCGAAAUUUGUUUUUUUUAUAAUGGUGAUAUCGUAUUAAUUUACUAAGGAAAAAAAAACAGAAAAAAAGAAAAUGAAAGAACAUGACUCCAAACUAAAAAAAUGCUCCACACGAACCAACAAAAGUGGCUUUGCAAGCCGAUAGAUAUAUCUAAACUCUCAGAAUUUUGCUCAACUGCCAACUAGACAUAAGAUGCCCAGACAACAUAGAAAGAAGAUGAUCCAAUAAGACCACUCCCAUUAUCUUCACGCUUGUUGUUAGGUUGAUUCCACCUAUCAAUUCUUCACAGUCGCACAUUAUUAAGAAUUCAAGGCUGCUCGCUGUUCUUACAAGCUGGAAGUAACUUUGUCCUGAGCAUGACCAUCCAUUAUUUUCCUAUUUCACUAUCAACUCUGUUUGCUAUUAUCAACCAUCUAGCAAUUUGUCAUCCAAUUCUAUAGGAUAUAAUAUGAGGAGGUGCUGUGAAGUUUUGGCAUUUUAAUGUACCAUAACGUUAAAUGUAUAAGUUCAGGUUAUAAAGGAAUUUGUACCCUUAUGUUAUGAUACAAGUUCAAGUUGUACCAUUACAUAAAUGUGCAUAAAAGAAUUUGUAAAAAAGAGUAUAGGUUCAAUAUGAAAUUGUACCAUAACGUUACAUGUACACUUUCAAAUAGUACCAUAAAAACAAAAACCUAUAGCACAAAUGCUAUAUAUAGCAUCGUAAAAUUUCUCAUAUGAGGGUAGUGUACUUCCCCUAGAAACUUCUAUUGUUCCUUUCCUUCCAAAUACUCCAUCAAAGCAUGGUCCAUGAAACCGUACCGGAGAUCGUACCGGGAAAGUUAGCGGUAGGGUAUUUUAUGGUAAAACCGUGGUUUAACCAUAGUUCAACCGUUAUACCGGUAAAUACCGCCUAUCGGUUUAGCCUCCAAUACUGGUAUUUCGUGGUUUAACUGCCGAUACGGUACGGUUUCAUGGACACUGCAUCAAAGGGCACGAAGUAUAGACUUAACCAUUCCUUGAUCACUGAAAUGAUGUCAUUUGGAACAUAUCUUCAAUGUGGAAAGAGACGUAAGAUCCUCCAUACUAGCAGUGCAGAGCUGCUAGUUAGGAAGAGAUGAUUCACACACGAUUUGCUGGUAGCACACAAGGAACAUUCCUAAAUUAUAAUAUAUUUAAGACCAGUUAUCUAGUGACAUAUUUUACACCGUAUUCAUAUCCUUGCCAUCUUGAUAACUUAGAUUUACUUUAUAAAUACUCAAAUGUGUGCUUUGCCGCUCCUGUGAUCACUUUGACAAUUUUGAUGCUCUUUUCAUAGUGUUUCAUGUUUUUUCAGACCAAAGUGUUCUAGUGGACCACCUUGUACGAGUAGGAGACAUCAUGGCCUAACUUUUAGGGAUUCAGUUAGAGAGUUCUGCUCCUACUUUCUCUCCCAGCAAACCUAAUAGAAGAGCCUAUUUACCUAAUAGAAGAGCCUAUAAAUAGAUCGUCUCAGCUUUCAUUUGAGACACAAGUUGCACAUGGCUUUACUCUGCCAACAGUGGAACUCUCCGUUCCCUAAACGAUCCUAAAACUUGAGGGCAUAACGCUGGCAGAAUUGGCGACUCUUUAGAUUGCCAUUUUUCCAGAUUUUUGGGAAUCUCUUCUUAAAUUGUUAAUUUUUCUAAUUCUUGUCCACAUAAGUGGCUAGUUCGUUAUUCAUAUAGGUUUGCAAACCCUAAAUGAUAUUUAGACGAUGUAAUGUUUAAUUCUUGGUUACACAUAUACAUAUAAAUGAUGUUUAUUGGAAUCUUCCUUGUUAUGUUUACCGUAGUUUAAUGUAUAGGUGUCAAUCAGCUGGGUUUGGGUUGGGUUCAAUCGGGUUGUGGGUUAUUCGGGUUGCCGGUUCAUCAGGUUGUCGGUUCAUCGGGUUCAGGUUCAUCGAGUUCAGAUUCAAACGGGUUACGGGUUAGUUUACCAACUUACACAUUUUAUUACACUAAUUUAAAAUAUAUAAAAAAGGAGAGUGGUAAAAUGAGUUAUUUCGAAAUAAUUCAUUGCCCAAAUAACUUCAGUAAAUUAUUGACAAAAGAGUUAUUUGUAAAAUUGUUCGAAUUACCUUAAAAAUUGAACCAUUAAAGAUUAACUAUCAAAUUUAGUAAAAUUGUUGUGACUUCAAUUAUAAUUUUUUUUUUAUAAAGAUGAAAUAGUAUUAAUAAAAAAAAGGAGAAAGUUUACAGAAAAAAAGCAAAGAGGAAAAAAGAGGCAGCAAGCAAAUGUAAUAGUGGAAUGCAACAGCAAAACAAUUGCCGGAAACCACUACAAACAAAGCCAAACAAAACUAAAAUGAGGCCAAGUCUGGUGAGACAGAGCGAAAGGUCAUUCCAUUGCUUAGCUGUUGUGGUCCGAUCUUUGUGCGAGCAGUCUCCAAGACAGCAACAUCAAAAGAAGGAUAGUGCAUUAGAUGCGAACAAACAGACUUGUUGCAUCCUACCAACAGCUGUGAACGUUCAUUCACAACACCAUCUCAGUCAAAGCCCAAAGGAAGCAGCGUGCAAGUAGAAAUCUCAUUGACAAACUGACUUCAACUAUAACUUAUUCAAUAACAUAUAUCAUAUACACUUAACUUUAUCCUCAAUCGACAAUAUUAAGUUAGUAUAAGUUGUUUAUCGUAUACCCUAAACUAUCAAUAGAUUAUACACUAAUCACAUACUCUAUACUCUAACCAUAUAUCCUUAUGAGUUGUGAUUUUGCUAGUAUAGUUAAUUUAAAGUGAAAUUCAUACUUUGAUUUUCAAAACAUAGAUAAAAAAGUGAUAUUUGCUAUACCCUAACCAUAUAUCCUAUACUCUACACCAUAUACCCUAUACCCUAACCACUUGCAAUAAAUGUAGAAGCAUAGGAAAUAAGUAGACAAAUUUAGUGAUUUUUUCUAAAACAAAUUAUUGUUGUAACAAAUGGUUAAUUUAGUUAUCUCCAUAUAAAAAUUAAAGAUUCAUAUUUCAAAGGUUGAAAACUCAAAAUUAGAAACACUCAAUUUUCCCUACUCUUUCUCUUUAAUAAAAUUGAAGAACCAAAUUUGCCUCUUCCUUUCUUCAUUUCACAAAAAGUUGAAAACUCAAAAUUUGGCUUCUUAUUUCUCUUUUAUAAUUAAAAGAACCAAACUUUUCCACUUCUUUGUCUUCCCACAAAUCAAAACCACCAAAUUCCCCCUUGUUUCUUUUCUAAAAAAUUUCAAAAAACCAAAUUUCCCUCUUAUUUAUUUUCCCCAAAAGUUGAAUACACAUCCUGGAGAUCGAAGAAACUUAUGCAGGGCGGUUACAACUGGUGUCUUCUGUGGUAAUGAGUGUUGUCCAGUACUGGCUUCAAAUUAUUAUCAUGCCAAAGAAGGCUCUAAAGCGAAUACAGAAUGUAUGCCAAGACUUCUUAUGGCAUGGUGAGGAGGCAGGGAGAGCAAAAGUGGCUUGAGAUCACAUUGCACUACCCAAAAAUGAAGGUGGCUUAGGGUUGAGGGACCUGACUUCUUGGAAUCGGGUUUGUUCUCUGAGGCUUCUUUGGCUCAUGUUGAUGCAAUUAGGCACUUUUUGGGUAGCCUGGGUGAUGGCGUAUUGCUGUAAAGGGGAUGAAGUGUGGCAAUUGAAGAUCAACUACAGCAGCUCCUGGGAAUGGAGGAAGGUACUGCGCCUUCCCCCUAAAGUUCAACAUCUUUUGUGUAAGCAAGGAAGUAUUGCUCUUUGGGAUGGACAACCUAUGGAGCAAUACUCUGCUAAGCGUGUAUGGAACACACUUUGCCCUAGGUGCAGCAAGCAACCUUGGGAUAAGUUGGUUUAGGGAAAAUACAGUAUCCCUAUAUUCAAUUUCAUUGCUUGGCUUAUCAUGACUACUCGAAGCAAGUUACAUAAAUGGGAAAGAAUUAGUGAUGACAGGUGUUUACUAUGUGGAUUGGAAAGUGAGAACAGGGAACACUUGUUUUUUGCUUGUACGUUUGUGCAACAUCUUUUGCAGGUUGCUGGUGUUGCCCAAUGGUUUGCAGGGGCCUGGGAUAGCUUAUUGAGCUCAGCAAGUGGAUUGUCAAAAGAAAAAAUAGUAGCAGGGAGAACAAUGUGUGUGUUGUGGUGUGGAGUAUCUGCUGCAAUAUGGCAGGAAAGAUGUCGCAGGUUUCAUGGUGAAAGUCCUAGAAGUGUUGAUGAUGUUUGAAGAAGCCUAAAGUUUGAUUUGAGUUGUAGGUUAAGUGUUGAUUUGUCUUUAUAUUACGAUUUUGAGUGUAUAGGAUUACUGGAGAGCAUACAUAAUUGAUCUCAUCCCUGAUUACAAAGUUGGUAGCUAGUUGAAUUGAGAGGAUCGAUUCUAUCUUUUCAGGGAAGUCCACAAUGGACUCUCCUACUUUGUUUUAUCAAUCUAGCAUCGUGUUUUGCGAUGCUUUGCUUAAUAAAAGUGGAUCUGAUUA
Molecule: messenger RNA, 5687 nt
Organism: Linum trigynum
Lineage: Eukaryota; Viridiplantae; Streptophyta; Magnoliopsida; Malpighiales; Linaceae
Source: the annotation of a GenBank genome assembly